Molecule: messenger RNA, 891 nt
Organism: Vigna radiata var. radiata (mung bean)
Lineage: Eukaryota; Viridiplantae; Streptophyta; Magnoliopsida; Fabales; Fabaceae
Exons: 8
Coding region: 1-891 (296 amino acids)
Source: RefSeq, a predicted model, not a curated record
AUGAUACAGGUUGCAGUUUGCAGGUUGCAUGUUGCAAGUUGCAGUUUGCAGGUUACAGGUUGCGGGUUGCGGGUUGCGGGUUGCAGGUUACAAGUUACAGGUUGUGGUUUGCAGGUUACAGGUUGUAGUUUGCUGGUUGCAGGUUGGAGGGUGCAAGUUGCAGGUUGCAGGUUACACGUUGCAGGGUGUAGGUUGCAGGUUAUACGUUGUAGGGUGCAUAUUGCAGGUUAUAAGUUAGAGAUUAAUGGUGAGAGGUUAAAGGUUUCCGAUUUCAGGUUGCCCGCUACAGAUUACAGGUUGCAGGUUACAGGUUACAGGUUAUUGGUUACAGAUUGUAAGGCAGGUUACAAGUUGCACGUUCCAGGUUGCAGGUUGCAGGUUACAGGUUAUAGGUUGCAGGUUGCAUAUUGCAGAUUGCAGGUUACAGGUUGCAGGUUACAAGUUGCAAGUUACAGGUUGCAGAUUGCAGGGUAUAGGUUGCAGGUUGCCUGCUACAGGUUACAGGUUGUAGGUUGCCUGCUACAGGUUGCAAGUUGUAGGUUACAGGUUGCAGGUUACAGUUUACAAGUUGCAGAUUGCAGGUUGCAGGUUGCAAAUUGCAGGUUGCAGGAUGUAGAUUGCAGGUUGCACGUUGCAGGUUGCAGGUUGCAGGGGCAGGUUGCAGGUUCCAGGUUGCAGGUUCCAGGAUGCAGGUUGCAGGUUCCAGGUUCCAGGUUCCAGGUUCCAGGUUACAGGUUACAGGUUGAUGAAGACGAAGGAGAAAGUGGUGGUGCGAUGGUCCGAUUGCGCCAUCGAUUCAGCAUCCGUGGCGAUAGAGACAGCGGCAGAGCCGUGCCAGAUAAAGUUUUGCAAUCAGAGGUUAUGUGCUCGUUAGAAGAACACAAGCGUUGA